AUGUCUCAAUUCUCGUUUUCUUUGGUGGAUACGGAGGUAUUGUUGGAUGAACGUUGUCUUGUUGCAUCUGUCGUAGAUGCCUCAAGCAAUGUUUUGUGCAAAGUGGCCAAUAUUUAUGGUCCCGCGCAGUCUUUUGACCGUCCUUCAUUUAUCUCUGAUUUUCUCUCUCUUUCUGUUUGGUCUGAUGUGUUCAACACACCUUGGAUGGUUAUGGGUGAUUUCAACAUUCACUUGCACUCUUUGUCUACUUCUCGUCAAGCCGAUGUCGCUCCUUUUGUUCACUGGUUGCGUACUCACUUUGUCAAUUGUCAUCCGGAUGGUUUAGCUACGUUUCCAAAGAGCAAUACUUGUAUUGAUUACAUCUUUGGUCACUCUUCUCUUGCUCCUCGUUUGACUAAUAGUCAGUUACUAUAUAUGCCUAGUAGGUGGACGGAUCACUCUCUUUUGACUGUUGAAAUGUUGCCUGCGACAGCUAGUAUUGGUCCUGGUAGUUGGCGGUUCAAUCCAACUCUGCUUGAUGAUAAGGAAUUUGUUGCGUUGUUGAAUGCCACGGUGUCAUUGUUCUUCUCUGGUGCUGUUGGUGGUGGGUCUAAGGGUGUCAAUACUAGUCAAGGUAGUAGUGGUGACUCUGAAAGCACGGUGGCUAGAUGGGAAUCCUUCAAGUUGUUACUAAAGUGCUGUGCACAAAAGUACACUAGAAGCAUGAAAGCACGAUUCAAGAACAAAGUUUUUACGCUUCAACUGGAACGUAUUAGGGCUCUGUCAACGUCUGUAUCAGGUGUUGAGACUAGGAAUGCUAUUGAUCAAACUGACAGAGUGUCUACUGCUACAGGUGAUGCUGAGCAGCAGGUCAGGCAACUAGAAGUUUUGAUUGAGAAUCAGAUACAGAAAGAGACUAGUCAGAAUAUGCUUCGCUCUGCCACUCGUUGGUUAGAACAGGGAGAACUGCUCUACUACUGGGAUAUCUUGGUGGAAGCAGCAGCUAUCAACAGGGAGGCACAAGGUUUUUACCAAAGGCUAUAUACCCCUGAUGCUGUCGAUGCUGAAGCUAUCGAUACUCUCCUGGGGAAUGUUCCAACUGAUGUACGUCUAUCAUCUUUGGAUGGUGAUAUGCUAAUGGAACUUCCAACUCGCGAUGUUUUGUUGUCUUUGCUCACUCAUGCUCCCAAGUCUAAAAGUCCUGGUCUUGACGGUUUGCCUUUUGAAUUGUAUCAAUAUCUUGCUGGUGUUUCUACUGAUUUUCUUGACUUGCUUGUGGAUGUGUUGGGUGCAGCUUUUUCUGGUGUGUUUCCUCCUUCGUGGCAACAAACUCGUAUGGUCUUAUUGUUCAAGAAGGGUGACCCUCAGUUGUUGGUUAACUGGAGACCUUUGUCCUUAAUUAACAGUGAUGCCAAGUUAUUUACAAAGCUCAUUGCUAAUCGUAUGAACAAAGUGUUGCCAAAGUUAAUCAACCCUUAUCAAACUGGUUUUCUCCCUCAUCGUCUGAUCUCUGACAAUGGCUGGUUAAAUCAGUUGUUGAUGUCUCACUUGCGUGUUGUUGCUCCUGAUUUACCUCAAGUGGCUGUUUUGUUGGAUCAAGAGAAGGCGUAUGAUCGGGUUCAUCCUGAAUAUCUUUGUCGUGUGUUGCUCCGGUUUGGUUUUCCUGGUGAGUUGGUGUCUUGUCUGUCUUCUUUGUUCUUUGGAACCAAGAUUUCAGUGUCUAUCAAUGGUUGGCUUGGUGCUCCUGUACCUCAAUUGCGAGGUCUUCGUCAAGGUGAUCCUCUCUCUCCAUUGCUAUUCAAUCUGGCAUUUGAGCCUUUGCUUCGUUCUCUCCUUGCUUGUCCUGGUCUUUCUGGUGUUACUCUGUCUCCUGUUGAUAUCCCACGUAAAUGGAAGCCUUCACCGGUUGAAGUUCGUGUGGAUCAUGGUACUGGUGCCCGGAAUUGGACUUUGGACUUUGUUAGUGGCUCUGUUGCUCCUCCUCCUGUCAAGAUUCUGAGCUAUGCGGAUGAUCUUGAGGUGUUUUUGUCUUCGCCAGAAGAGUGGUCUGUGUUGUUGUCUGUUCUUGAUCUGUAUGGCCGAGCAUCUAAUGCGAAAGUCAAUAUCAGCAAGACAGUGUUGGUGUCGUUGUCUGGUGUGUCACACUCUGCUUGGGUUGCUUUGGCUGAUUCUACUGGUCUCCAGUGGCAUGACGCUCACUCUCGUGGUGCAGUACGUUACUUGGGUUAUCCCUUGUAUCAUACUGAAAGUCAACUUCAAGACUAUCUUGAUGGUGUCUUGGUGAAGGUCCAGCGACACAGUAACUUGUUGAAACAAAGGAAUCUCUCCAUUAGGGGAGCAGGACUAGUGGCUAACUCGUUACUGUUGUCAAAGGUAUAUCAUUUGUUGCGUGUUGUUCCUGGUGGUGCUACUACUGCGUCGUGGUUGAAGUCUCUCACUACGGUGGUUCCAGAUCAAAGCUUAGCUUUGCAUCUUGUCUAUUUGCAACGUUUGUUGCGUCCACCCUCUCCCAAUGAUUUUGUCUCCUCUUGGUUGGUGUAUGCCUUUCAAGUUUACACUGGUCAUAAGUCCAUCUUGCCGUGGUUUUGUUUUCCUGGUCUUUACCAGUCUCUUCCUUCCUCUGGUUGGUCUGCUAGGUGGUUUCUUGAUCUUCCCUUGUGUUCUGUACUCAGUACUGUGCCUUCUGUUCGUCCUCCUCGUGAUCCAUCAUCUCUUGAUCCUCGUUUCUUGGUGUCGGAUGUCUCUUUCUGGCAACCUGAUCUAGGUAUAGUUGAUGGUGUCACCUCUCAUCUUGCUUGGUCAUCUCGUGUUUUGCGCCCUGUUUUUCUUGCCUUGAACCGUGAUCGUGGUCCUGUCUCUCUGGUAUUCCCGCCUGUCAUGGAUAGUAAGAUAGUCUUGUCUCAAGCAGACUAUUUUACUAUGCCCCGUUCUGAUGGUGCUACCUCUUGGAUGCCAGAUUGUACUCAUUGGACUGUCUCCAACUCGUCUCGUUCUGCUGCUCCGGUUGCUCGUCUCUCUCUUGGUGCUUUGCGAAGGUAUUGGCACCCUGCAAAGGGUACCAUUACCUCUCGUAUGGGUCCUCCCUUGAAGUUGCCUGCUCAUUUGUUGCUGUCUCCUGCUUUGUGGCGUCUUUUCUGGUCCCUGGAAUUGCCUGCAAAGGCUUUCACACCUUGGUGGCGAUUGCUACAUGACCGUGUCCCGCACCGCUCGUGGUGCCAUAAGAUUAUGCCUACCAAAGUUCUGUCUCCUGCUUGUGCUCUUUGCGGUUUCUCUACAGAGGACCUUUACCAUUUCGUGGUGGGUUGCCAUGUCAAGUCAUUUUUCUGGCAGGAUGUAGUCUCUUUGUUGUCACUUCAAGAGCUACUCCCCUCUGCUUCUUCUAUUUGGUUGGCGCUGACUACCUUUUGUAGUGGUUCAGAUUUGUUGGUGAUCGAUGAGGAUGUUCUGAUUGCUCUUGGUGCUGCUUACAGUACACUUUGGAAGUAUCAUUGGCGAUGCGCCAUAAACGAGGAGGAGCCUUGGAUAGCUUCUGCUGCUAUCAAUAUGGUCCGUCAAGACCAUGGUACACUCCUUUCUUCUCUUUCUCUGGCAAGUGUUCAAGCUGGCACCUUGUCCUUGCCUGUAAAUUCUGUAUAG
Molecule: messenger RNA, 3615 nt
Organism: Mucor velutinosus
Lineage: Eukaryota; Fungi; Mucoromycota; Mucoromycetes; Mucorales; Mucoraceae
Exons: 4
Coding region: 1-3615 (1204 amino acids)
Source: RefSeq, a predicted model, not a curated record